AUGCAGGGUCCUUGGUUGCUGCUCGCCUUGGCUUUGACCGUGACCAAUGUCCCCGGAGGCCGCUCCCAGCCUGAGGUAGUCCAGCAGGAGGCGGCCGCGGUGACUGAGCGCCUGGGCCUGAACGACCUCCUGCGCCAGGCAGAGCGCCUCCUCCUCCUCCGGGAAGACCUCCAGCGGCUGCGCGCGAACCAGGGCGAGCGCAAUGCAGAACCCCAGACUGAACUUGACUGGCUCUCCAAGCGUCAGCAUCCAGGUAAAAGGGAGGAAGAGGCAGAAGAGGGAGUUGAAGAGGAGGAGGAGGAAGGGGAGACCGUGGAACCCCAAAAACGUCAGCAUCCUGGCCGACGGGAGGAUGAGGCUUCAUGGUCAGUCGAUGUAACCAAACACAAGCGGCAACACCCUGGCCGGCGCUCCUCCUGGCUUGGGUACGUUAUCACCAAGAAGCAACACCCAGGCAGACGACUGGUGGAUCCCAAGGGCCAGAAGAGCUGGGAAGAGGAAGAGGAGGAGGAAGAGCUGAUGCCUGAGAAACGCCAGCAUCCCGGCAAGAGGGCCUUGGGAGGCCCAUGUGGGCCCUGGGGAGCCUGUGACCGAGCAGCUUUCCUGCUUGGGCUACUGGGUGACCUAAGCAGGGGCCAGGGAGCCGAGGAAAAGUGA
Orycteropus afer afer is the source of this 657-nucleotide messenger RNA. RefSeq names its product thyrotropin releasing hormone (gene TRH). Lineage: Eukaryota; Metazoa; Chordata; Mammalia; Tubulidentata; Orycteropodidae. Gene Ontology annotation, cellular component: extracellular region. Gene Ontology annotation, biological process: hormone-mediated signaling pathway. The transcript is spliced from 2 exons. The record is from RefSeq and is a predicted model, not a curated record. Bases 1 to 657 code for a protein of 218 amino acids. Gene Ontology annotation, molecular function: thyrotropin-releasing hormone activity.